Molecule: messenger RNA, 1401 nt
Organism: Echinops telfairi (small Madagascar hedgehog)
Lineage: Eukaryota; Metazoa; Chordata; Mammalia; Afrosoricida; Tenrecidae
Gene: DRD5
Product: dopamine receptor D5
Exons: 1
Coding region: 1-1401 (466 amino acids)
Biological process (GO): adenylate cyclase-activating adrenergic receptor signaling pathway
Cellular component (GO): plasma membrane
Molecular function (GO): G protein-coupled receptor activity; dopamine neurotransmitter receptor activity
Source: RefSeq, a predicted model, not a curated record
AUGCUGCCGCCAGGGCGCAAUGGCAGUGCAGACUGGGUGCAGUUCGGGCUGGAGCCACCACUGGCUCGGGGAGGCACCACGGGGGGCUUGGCGGAGAUGGCGCCACUGGGGCCCGCGCAGGUGGUCACGGCUGGUCUCCUGACCCUGCUCAUCCUCUGGACCCUGCUGGGCAACGUGCUGGUGUGCGUGGCCAUCGCGCGCAGUCCCCACCUGCGCGCAAAGAUGACCCAUGUCUUCAUCGUGUCCCUGGCUGUGUCCGACCUGUGCGUGGCGCUGCUGGUCAUGCCCUGGAAGGCCGUCGCUGAGGUGGCCGGGUACUGGCCCUUCGGGGCGUUCUGCAACGUCUGGGUGGCCUUUGACAUCAUGUGCUCUACGGCUUCCAUCCUCAACCUGUGCGUCAUCAGCGUGGACCGCUACUGGGCCAUCUCCAGGCCUUUCCGCUACCAGCGCAAGAUGACCCAGCGCGUGGCCUUGGUCAUGGUCGGCCUGGCCUGGACCUUGUCCCUCCUCAUCUCCUUCAUCCCAGUCCAGCUCAACUGGCACCGAGGCGAGGAGGGCUCCGGAGGUGGAGGGGCCCCCUCAUCCACCCUGCCUAACGGGACGUCCUGGGCGGAGGCCGGGGAGCCGGAGGCUGGCACUAACUGCGACUCCAGCCUGAGCCGCACUUAUGCCAUCUCCUCGUCGCUCAUCAGCUUCUACAUCCCGGUGGUCAUCAUGGUGGUGACCUACACGCGCAUCUACCGCAUAGCGCAGGGCCAGAUCCGCCGCAUCUCCUCUCUGGAGAGGGCCGCGGAGCGAGCGCAGAGCUGCCGGAGCCGCGGGGUCAGCGCCCCCGACGCCGGCCUGCGCGCCUCGCUCAAGAAGGAGACCAAGGUCCUCAAGACGCUGUCUGUGAUCGUGGGGGUCUUCGUGUGCUGCUGGCUGCCCUUCUUCAUCCUCAACUGCGCCGUCCCCUUCUGCCCUCGGGCCGGCUUACCCUGCGUCAGUGAGACCACAUUCGACAUCUUCGUCUGGUUCGGCUGGGCCAACUCCACGCUCAACCCUGUCAUCUAUGCCUUCAACGCCGACUUCCGGAAGGUGUUCGCCCAGCUGUUGGGGUGCACCCGUCUCUGCUCGCGCACCCCAGUGGAAACGGUCAAUAUCAGCAACGAGCUCAUCUCUUAUCACCAGGACACCGGCGGCCACAGGGAGCCAGCCACCACCUAUACCCACAGGAUGCCCAAUGCGGUCAGCCUCGGGGAGGGGGACCAAGAGGACGCAGAGGAGGGACCUUUUGACCGCAUGUCUCAGAUCUCUCAGACAUCUGGGGACCCAGUUGCCGCGUCGGUCUGGGAGCUGGACGGUGAGGGGGAGAUCUCCUUAGGCAAAAUCACACCGUUCACCCCCAAUGGCUUCCAUUAA